Closterium sp. NIES-65 is the source of this 873-nucleotide messenger RNA. The record is from the annotation of a GenBank genome assembly. NCBI's taxonomy places the organism in Eukaryota, Viridiplantae, Streptophyta, Zygnematophyceae, Desmidiales, Closteriaceae.
AUGUCCUUACCUUUGAUGCUCAGUGUCGUGCUGUUGACUUCGAGGGACCACUUCCUCUCUGUUUGCCCCACCACACUCACCGUUGACCUCCUCGAGGAGCGCCUCCAAGUCGCUGUAGGAGCCUCUAGAGGUGACCCGCGUGCCCCUGUCUUUGAGGGGUGCUCCCCCACACCCCUUUUGCCCUCUGUUGCCUCUGCUGCUGCCGUCGACUUCGUUGGCAACGAGUCGCGAGGUGGGGGUACUAGUCCCAGUACCUACGUCCUCCGUACCCGCGACCGCGCUGGUGAGCAGUGCGGGGGCUCGCACUCCACCCAGCGCUGCUUCGGCCGCCUGACGGACGCUUGGCGUCUCCAGUUCCCUGACGCCACUGAGAUCCCUUGCUGGGGAGAGCUGUCUAGGGCGGGGGUUGCUAUCUUUGAUCUUGACUAUGAUGCUAUUCUUGCUGCCAUGUAUGCUGUGUCUACUACUGAUGAGGGUGACUGUUACCUGUCUGUUCCGCCUGACCCGGGCAUUGAGGCUGCUGCUCUAGGUGCUAGAGAGGCUGCUGCUCUAGGUGCUAGUGCGUCUGCUGCCCCAGGUGCUGGUGAGUCUGCUCUCUCAGGUACCACGUCGGCUAAGGCCUUACACACCUUCACCCUUGACUCGGGUGCUUCCCGCUCCUUCUUUCGAGACCGCACCAUGCUUACGCCGCUUAGUCGGCCGGUUGCGGUCUCCCUGGCGGACCCCUCUGGGGGUCCUGUCCUUGCUUGCUUCUCCACUGUCUUACCGUGUCCGGCAGCCCCCUCUGGCACCCUGUCAGGUCUCUACCCCCCCUCGUUCUCUACGAACUUGGUGAGUGGUGCUAAUCUACAGGAUGGGGGGGUUGACCAGUAG